AUGAUUCAAGGAAUCUUCUACGCGAGGUUUCUACCUGAAGAAGGAACCAAAAUCGUGGCCCAGUCUCCCCCAGGAUGCAUAGUAGCCUCCUCAUUAACUCCACAUCUCAAGCCGCCCUUGGUAGACUUCGAUAUCAUCCAGGAGUAUAUCAUCCCGCGCAAGGCCUUCUUCAACCACUUCCUGACGGUCAACUCACCCGAUAACAAAUACAGCAUCCUUGGAUUUCCUGUAUCCAUUCCCCAUGAAAGAUACCACCGCAAUGAAUUUAUAUUCAACUUUGGCCUCGUGGUAGAGGCGGACGCAGAUCAGAUCCCUUAUGAGCGGCUGGUUCGACGACUCGCUGUCACCUUUGCCGAGAUGGAGCGGCAGGGGGGUUACCUGAGCAGCGAGGGUAAGCUGAAUGACGGUAGACGACCAAUUGAGAGUCUCUUAGAGAUUGUGAAGGAAGAUCUAAACAAUUACGGGGAGUGUAUGAUUCCCGUUGACGAAGCAAACACGCUAAACAUGAAGCUCUUCCCUUACCACCCUUCACCACCUCCAGUCCGCGGCUGGCACGUUCCUGUCCCAAAGAUGAAGCUCACCUCCAUUCUAGACCCGACGUGGGACCUCACUCUCCAGAAACUCGUCCCCCAUAUCGACGGCGUCAACGACGUCCGCCGCAUUGCCUGGCUUGCGGACGUCUCACUGCCCCUGACCCAAACAGCACUGCAGCAUCUCUUAUACUACGACACCAUCCUACUGUUGGACAUGUUCUUCUUUGGCUCGUGCUAUGCCCCCCGACCAGGCGUGCACGACUUCAUCGAGAACAAGGACAGUCUUGUCGACGAGUGCGCCGGGUACGUCUGCAUCAACCCUACCUCUCCCGUCCCCGCAGCGACCGGGCCCAGCGGAAGUAGUGACGGUGGUGGUGGCCACGAGAGAGCCGGCUCAACCGGAGGCGAAGCACCACUCGCCGGCCCCCAGCGCGUCUCCAAUUACCAGCUCAUCAAGCUCAUGACGACCUUCUGCGUGGGACGUUCGGUCAUGGAGUGGAUUAAGCUACACACAGAUGCGGGCUUCCCGGUACUGCAGCACAUCGAUGUGCGGCGAUUCGUUCAGUUCGGCGUCAUCAAGGGGUUGCUGUACCGCGUCCACAAGCACGUGGUCUCGAAACAGUACCUAACCCUGUUAGCUACCGGACACGCGCGGCCGCUACGUGAGGACGAAGUAUCGUCUAUCAGGCCCCACGAGGGCGUCGAUGGGGAUGGCUUGGUGGCAGAUCCGCUGCAGAGAUACACAGAUGGUUGCCAUAGUUUUGAUCAGAUUAUCACAGAGCAGAACAUGGCUGAUGGCAAGAUUAUGGAUAACCUCAGGAGCUUCAAAGCACCGGCGGGCGAUUUGACUGUAUUUUAUCGCUAA
This is a messenger RNA of Pseudomassariella vexata, 1398 nucleotides long. Its product is annotated as nitrogen permease regulator 2. Gene Ontology annotation, cellular component: GATOR1 complex; vacuolar membrane. Gene Ontology annotation, biological process: positive regulation of autophagy; negative regulation of TORC1 signaling. The transcript is spliced from 3 exons. The record is from RefSeq and is a predicted model, not a curated record. Gene Ontology annotation, molecular function: GTPase activator activity. Lineage: Eukaryota; Fungi; Ascomycota; Sordariomycetes; Amphisphaeriales; Pseudomassariaceae. The coding region runs from base 1 to 1398 and encodes 465 amino acids.